AUGGAAGAUGAGGAAAAAGUAGUCCGCAAGGUCGGAGGAGGAGAAGAAGACUCUCGAGUUUUCCAGUGUCAGUUCUGUUCGAGAAAGUUUUACAGCUCUCAAGCUUUGGGAGGACACCAGAAUGCCCACAAAAAAGAGAGAACGGCUGCGAGAAAGGCUAAAAGGGCAUUUGAGUGUUCAUCUGCCUCUUUUGCUUCUUCUCUUCCGCCUCCAAUGCCUUUUGGUGCUCCCACCCAUCAAAUGGGUCUUCUGAAUCCUACCGUGUUCCUCGCUUCAAACCUCGGUCACUUCCAAACGCAUCAGAUUUUUGACCACUUUGGAGCGAACGUUGCGCCUAGAUUUGGCGGGAAUGCUGUGUUUUAUGAGGGAAGCUGUUCGAGCAGUGGGUUUUGUGAAGAUGUCGGCGAGAGAGGCUUGAGGAAUUGGCGCAGGAACAUGUCAUUGACAAACGACGAUCACGGGAUUGGCAUAAUGAGUCAUCGUAAAGAGAAAGAUCAAACUCUUGAUCUGACUCUUCAUCUAUAGAUUUCUUUUUCCUUUUGUUCUGGCAGGGAAGAGGUUGGGAUGAA
Messenger RNA from Neltuma alba, 569 nucleotides. Its product is annotated as protein LATE FLOWERING-like. The transcript has a single exon. The record is from RefSeq and is a predicted model, not a curated record. Bases 1 to 525 code for a protein of 174 amino acids. Gene Ontology annotation, molecular function: DNA-binding transcription factor activity. NCBI's taxonomy places the organism in Eukaryota, Viridiplantae, Streptophyta, Magnoliopsida, Fabales, Fabaceae.